Molecule: messenger RNA, 1680 nt
Organism: Rotaria socialis
Lineage: Eukaryota; Metazoa; Rotifera; Eurotatoria; Philodinida; Philodinidae
Source: the annotation of a GenBank genome assembly
AUGGUUCGCAGUGGCUCAGGUGUUGUUGCAAAUAUUUCUGUACAAUUAAACAAAUCAGAAAAGCAUGAUGCUAAAUUUUGUCUUUCACGUGUUCUUCUCAACGAUAUUAAUCUUGUAAAAUCCAGUAUGACUGAUAAAUCGAACAAAUCAACAUUGGAACAAAUUACAGACAAAAUGGAAGAACUUGAUGUCGAAAAAGAACCAAUAAAUGAAGAACUCGAUGAAGAAACACUAGCUAUGCAAGCCAUGGGUUUGCCUACUUCAUUUACAUCAUCAUUGAUUGAACGAGGCACACCUCGUCAGCGAACACAUUCACGAUCAUUGUCCAAUGAACCAAUGGCUGAUGAUUCAACUUGUGACGAUACUCAAAUAACUAGUCAUGAUUUAUUUAAAAAUGCAUUAGAUGAUUGGCUUGACCAUUGGAAUCGUGAUGGUUAUCAAUUAGCAACUAAUACAUGGACAACAAAUUCAGAGAUUCAUAAUCAUUCCGAUGGACAUGAUACAUCACAUUCAUCAGAUGAUUCAUUAAGCAAUAUUCAAAAUGAAGAAACUUUAGGUGAUCUUUGGCGUCAACAUUAUUUAUCGACCUAUGAUAAAUCUCUUCGCGAUUAUUGUUUUAAUCAUGAACUUGAUUAUGAAAAAUUUGUUGAAUAUAUAACAUAUGCUUAUGGUAAUAAUGGGAAUGAUUCACGAAUUAAAAGUGUAAAUCAAUUCGAUGACGAUAAUAAUGAAACACAUAAACGAAUGAAAACCGAUAGAAAUUUAUUUGAUGAAAAAAAUGCAACGAAAACUCAAUUCGAACGUCUUGGUCUUUAUUUGGAUGACUUAAAUACCUUAAAAAUAGAAUCAUCAUCAAUUGAUUAUACGAAAAAUUGGAGUCAAUUAUCUUAUGGUCUUAUUUUGAAGCAAACUAUUAAUUUACAUACACAAUCAACUGAUGAUGAUAAAAUGAUUAUUGACGAUCCGAGGAAUCAAAAUAAAAAAUCGAAAGGAAAAAAAUCAAAAUCAAAACAAAUUAUUCUCGAGAAGAAAAAUAUUCCGGAAGAAUUUCAUAAUGAUUCGGAACUUUUAAAAUAUUGGCUUCAACGUUAUCGGCUUUUUUCAAAAUUUGAUGAAGGCAUCGUUCUUGAUAGAGAAGGAUGGUUUAGUGUAACACCGGAAAAAAUUGCACGACAUAUUGCUAAACGUUGCCGAUGCGAUGUUAUUGUUGAUGCUUUCUGUGGUGUUGGAGGAAACACAAUACAAUUUGCGUUUACAUGUGAAAGAGUUAUUGCAAUUGAUAUUGAUCCGAAAAAAAUCGAAAUGGCAAAACAAAAUGCUCGAGUUUACGGAGUUGAAGAUCGUAUUGAAUUUAUUCAAGGUGAUUUUCUUAAAUUGGCUCCAACAUUAACUGCCGACGUAGUCUAUUUGAGUCCACCAUGGGGUGGUCCAUCGUAUGGCACUAUCGAUAUAUUUGAUCUUGAGAAAAAUAUUGAAUUGAAUGGUUUUCGAAUAUUUGAAGUUGCCAAAGCAAUAACAUCGAAUGUUGUUUAUUUCUUACCACGAAAUGUCAAUGUUGAGCAGGUUAUAUCGUUAAUGGAUGAUAAAUCAUCGUUGGAACUCGAACAAAAUUUUCUCAACAAUCGAUUAAAAACAAUAACGGCAUAUUUUGGUGAUCUAGCUAAGCAAACCAAUUAUUAA